CUUUGGGCGGCGCCGGCAGCCGCGGCGGUUCUUGAGGGAAAGAGGCGGCGGCGGCGGCGGCGCUGGGAGCCGGGAGCCCAGGCGAGAGAGGCCCGCCCUCUCUCCCCCCCUCCUCCCGCUCUCAUUCCGCCGCCCCCGCGUUCGGGCUCGCUGCGGCACACGGCACAUCGGAACCAUGAAGGAAACCAUUCAGGACAAGAAGUAUUGGAGGCCGUCCGCGAGCCUCCGCGACCCCAUGGGGCAUCAGGACAAGUUGUGCCGGUCUUCCCGGGAAUGGGGUGAACCUGAGCACAAACACAGUGGAUGCUUUGAGGGGAGCCAGCACUUGGACUACACCAAGAAGCAGCCGCUGGGCUGCGCCCCUUUAUCCUCCAACAGCGAUGAGGAAGAAGAAGGAAAGUGGGGGCUCCCCUACAUGUCCAGCUGGGGAAUCUCGAGGGGCACCUCUGACCCAGCUCAGAACACAGCCGGCAGGGGGAAGGUGGCCAGGAGCGGCGGGCGAGCCUGGCCCUUCGAAGUGGGAGCCAGCUCUCAUUUCAGAGGGCGCCCACCGCUGCUGGGGACCUCGAGGCGGCCCUACCUCCGGCGUCGGCGUCGAAACCAGCGGGCCAUGCGGGCCUUGAGCAUGCUCCUGUAUUCUAAGAGCUCUUUCCAUUGGAAGCUGUGGGGCAGGAUGAACUGCAAGGGGCGCCGCCGGGGAGGGACAAAGCGGGCCCGGUCCUCCCUGUCCCUUUCCCCCGGCUCCCAGCCCGAUGACGAUCACCUUCCGGUCUACAAGAUGAGCUGCCCCUUGGGGGAGGAGGACUGCCAAGGCGGAGCCAGGCGGAGGCCCUGCCCUGCCCGUUUCAAGCCCCGCCCUUCGGAGGCCCACCUGAACUAUGAGUUGGAUGGGGCCUUCCCCCCCGCUUCAUCCGCGCCUCAGCCGUCCCGCCUCGGCUUGCUGGGAGCUCUGAUGGAUGAAGCCUCCCCCUACCCUCAGUAUGUGGAGCUGCGGAGGGUCAGUUUCGACAAAGACCCCGGCAUGAUGGAACUGGAGGAGGAGGAGGAAGGAGCUGCUGCCAUGCUGAAGUACCCUGGCGGGGGGCCCCAAGUCUCCCCCAGGACUAGGAAGAUAGGAGAGGGAGAGCACAGCCUGGACGGAGACGGAGGCCCCAUGGAUGCUCUGCCCAACGGUUUCGCCCCCCUGACUCCCGACGGCGACCUCUGCUCCCUCCCCGGGGUCACGGACGCCACCAUCCUCAUCAGCAACGUCUGUAGCAUCGGGAGCCACGCGGCCGAGGAACUCUUCCAAGGCCCCCGCGACAGGGACAGGCUGCUGGAUCCGUCUGGAAUCAGGCUCGAAGCAGGGGGCCAGCAGGUGGAGUUGGCUGCCGAGGGCGGCCAGGAGAGGCCUGGCGAGAAAGCAGUGCAGCACAGCCCGCUGAGGGAAGAACACAUCACGUGUGUGCACAACAUCUUGGACGAGUUCCUGCAGACGUACGGCAGCCUCAUUCCUAUCAGCGUGGACGAGGUCGUGGAGAAGCUGGAGGACAUCUUCCAGCAGGAGUUCUCUAUGCCUCAGAGGAAAGGCCUGGUGAACCAGCUGAUCCAGUCCUACCAGCGAAUGCCGGGCAAUGCCAUGGUGCGGACCUUCCGGGUCACCUACAAGCGCCACGUCGUCACCAUGGAUGACUUGCAGACGCUCUACGGGCCGAAUUGGCUCAAUGACCAGGUAAUGAACAUGUACGGGGAUCUUGUGAUGGACACGGUGCCGGAGAAGGUACAUUUUUUCAACAGUUUUUUCUACGAUAAGCUACGAACCAAGGGGUAUGAAGGAGUGAAGCGCUGGACCAAAAAUGUGGACAUCUUCAACAAGGAGCUGCUUCUCAUCCCGAUCCACCUGGAGGUUCACUGGUCUCUGAUCUGUGUGGAGGUGAAGCAGAAGAAAAUCACGUACCUGGACUCCCAGCGCACCCUCAACCGGCGGUGCCCCAAGCACAUCUGCAGAUACCUGCAAGCUGAAGCAGACAAGAAGAACCGUCCAGACUUCAGAGACGGGUGGAAAGGGGUUUUCCAGAUGAACAUUGCCAGGCAGAACAAUGACAGUGAUUGUGGAGCUUUCGUCCUGCAGUAUUCCAAAUUCCUGGCUCUGGGCCUCCCCUUCACAUUCACGCAGCAAGACAUGCCGAAACUCCGCCGACAGAUGUACAAGGAGCUGUGCAACUGCAAGCUCAUUGCGUGACGGCCUACACACACUCAGACACACACAUCCACCGCCUCGGACAAACGGAUACUCUACCCUCCCUCCUUCCUACAGCUGGGAGCAGCACCCCCCACCCAGAAGCUCUGCCUCACCUUGCUGGGAUGCAGGUUCAGAUGCCAUCAGAUCUGGGGUGUAUGCAGCACGGGGACUCUUAGGUCACUGGAACUCUGAGGUUUGAUAACCGGACUCAUUUGGGGGGAGUUGUUUUUUUAACCCAAAUUACCAGCCCCCCCCCCUUUCUUCUCUUCCUGGUCUUUUUUGUUUUGUUCAUAUUUAAACCCAACACAGAGUGACAAUUCUCUGGGUUGGUUAUUUUGGGGUGUGGGGUGGGAU
Elgaria multicarinata webbii is the source of this 2575-nucleotide messenger RNA. RefSeq names its product SUMO specific peptidase 3 (gene SENP3). Gene Ontology annotation, cellular component: nucleus. Gene Ontology annotation, molecular function: deSUMOylase activity. NCBI's taxonomy places the organism in Eukaryota, Metazoa, Chordata, Lepidosauria, Squamata, Anguidae. The transcript has 11 exons. Gene Ontology annotation, biological process: proteolysis; protein desumoylation. The record is from RefSeq and is a predicted model, not a curated record. The coding region runs from base 176 to 2221 and encodes 681 amino acids.